GCAACAUUCAUUGAUUUUCAUACACUCCAAGAGUUGGAAAAUAAUCCCAUUUCUCUCUCUUUCUUUUUCUUUUUUCUUUCUCAGUUCUUCAUAACUUGUUUUCAAUGGGUCAGCUUCAUGUGUUCUUCUUUCCAUUGAUGGCACAAGGCCACAUGAUACCAAUUUUGGACAUGGCCAAACAAUUUGUUUCACAUGGUGUUAAAACAACCAUAGUCACCACUCCUCAUAAUGCCCCUAUCUUCACCAAAUCAAUCCAAGCAACAAAAAAUUUGGAUACCCAGAUCUCAGUUAGUGUCAUCAGAUUCCCUGCAGAGGAAGCUGGCUUGCCCCAAGGAUGUGAAAACAUCGAUCAAGUCUCCGACGAUAUGAUUCCCAACUUCUUCAAGGCCGUCACAAUGCUCCAAGAACCACUCGAGCAUGUCCUGGAAGAAGCCCGUCCUGAUUGCCUUGUCGCGGACUUGUUCUUCCCUUGGGCAACCGAUGUUGCAGCCAAAAUCGACAUUCCUAGACUUGUUUUCCAUGGAACUGGUUCUUUCGCUCUGUGUGUUUCGGAGCACUUGAGACUCUACAAGCCUCAGAUGAAUGUCUCAUCAGAGUCCGAGCCCUUCAUUGUGCCUAACCUUCCUCACGAGGUUAGGUUAACUAGAAUGCAACUUGCUGAUCAUUACAAAGAAGAUGACGACAACAAGUCAGACUUUACCAAGUUGAUAGAUGUAGUUAUAAAGACAGAGAUGACAAGCUUUGGAGUUGUAGUAAACAGCUUCUACGAGCUUGAACCAGGUUAUGCUGAUCAUUACAGUAGGGUUUUGGGGAGGAAGGUGUGGCACGUAGGCCCGGUGUCACUAUGCAAUAGAGAAGUUGAACACAAAGCACAGAGAGGCAAAGAAACAUCCAUUGACAAACACGAGUGUUUGAAAUGGCUGGACUCGAAGAAGCCCAAUUCGGUUAUUUAUGCAUGCUUUGGAAGUUUGGCAAAUUUUGCUGCUUCCCAAUUACAUGAGCUUGCAAUGGGACUUGAAGCUUCUGGACAAGAAUUCAUUUGGGUUGUUAGAAAAUCUGAGAAAGAAGAAGACUUGGUUGAUUGGUUGCCGGAAGGAUUUGAAGAGAGAACUAAAGGUAAGGGGCUAAUGAUAAGAGGGUGGGCACCUCAAGUGUUGAUUCUUGAUCAUGAAGCAGUGGGAGGCUUUGUGACACACUGUGGAUGGAACUCGACGCUUGAAGGGGUGUCUGCUGGAGUGCCAAUGGUGACGUGGCCAGUGUUUGCAGAGCAGUUCUUCAAUGAGAAGUUGUUGACUGAGAUUUUGAGAAUUGGGGUUGGUGUUGGCUCUCAGCAAUUGAACAGAGAGGCAAGUGAUGGUGUAAAAUGGGAAGCGAUAGAGAUGGCGGUGAAGGAGGUUAUGGUGGGUGAAGAAGCUGAGGAGAGGAGGAGAAGAGCAAGGACACUUAAGGAGAUGGCAUGGAAGGCUGUUGAUGAAGGUGGAUCAAGUUACAUUGAUUUGGAUGAUUUGAUUAAAGAACUGAAUGCUUAUGGCUGUUGAAGCAAGCAAGAAUAUAUAGAAUAUGUGCUCUCUCUAUAUAUAUUUUUUUAAUAAUUGAGGUGUUCGGAAUUUUGCGUUGAUUAA
Messenger RNA from Cornus florida, 1622 nucleotides. Its product is annotated as scopoletin glucosyltransferase-like. Gene Ontology annotation, molecular function: UDP-glycosyltransferase activity. The coding region runs from base 105 to 1538 and encodes 477 amino acids. The transcript has a single exon. NCBI's taxonomy places the organism in Eukaryota, Viridiplantae, Streptophyta, Magnoliopsida, Cornales, Cornaceae. The record is from RefSeq and is a predicted model, not a curated record.